Molecule: messenger RNA, 3616 nt
Organism: Mobula hypostoma (lesser devil ray)
Lineage: Eukaryota; Metazoa; Chordata; Chondrichthyes; Myliobatiformes; Myliobatidae
Product: achaete-scute homolog 1-like
Exons: 2
Coding region: 129-533 (134 amino acids)
Biological process (GO): regulation of transcription by RNA polymerase II; developmental process
Molecular function (GO): DNA-binding transcription factor activity, RNA polymerase II-specific; RNA polymerase II transcription regulatory region sequence-specific DNA binding; protein dimerization activity
Source: RefSeq, a predicted model, not a curated record
CACCAGCUCAACCCAGGAAGCGCUCGGCAGGGAGCUGCCUGCGCGGCGAGGACGGUCGGUGAGGAGGCAGCCUCUCACCGGCUGAGGUGGUGGUGUCGGCGGCCUGCGGGGAGGGGGGGGGCCCCCACAUGGAGCACCCGCGAGCGACCCCGGGCGGGGUGAAGGGGAGAGCCGGCGCCCAUGGCCGGCGGGGGCAGCGCCAGGGACCCGCCGAGGCAGCGGGCACAAACUCGCGGCGCAAUGAGCGGGAGCGGAACCGGGUGAAGCUGGUCAACCUGGGCUUCAGCAACCUGCGACGGUACGUGCCCCAGUGCGGGGCGGGCAAGCGGAUGAGCAAGGUGGACACUCUGCGCUCUGCCGUCGACUACAUCCGCAAGCUGGAGGUGCUCCUGCAGGACCAGGAUCCCUCGGCCGACGGGGGCUCCACCACUGGCUCCCCCAACUCCACCUGCUCCUCCGAAGAUGCCUCUUGGGACUCCAUCUGCUCCGAGCAGGACUUUGAAGCCUGCAAGGCGUGGUUGGGCAUAGAAUGAUGAGGUCUUCAAGUUGCUUGGUCCAAUAUUUCUCAGAUGGGAGUGGCUGUGUUGUUUCCUCCCUCCGAUCUUGUGUGUCUUCUGAUGAAAGAAAUCUCCACUUCUCGAGGACUAGGUCAACAAAAACAGGACUUUCAUCUCUCAACAAGUUUCUGCUUUGGAACUGUAACUGUCACCAUCAGCAAAUGUCUCUCCGAGGCAGGCAUAUUACAAAAGACGUUAUUUAUGAUGUAAAUAUUGUAAAUGUAGAAGUUCUGUCGAGGCAAGUUGGAGGGAGAGGCAUGCAGUUGUAUUAUUGGGAAGUGAUGUGGGGGGAGGAUUGCACUGGAGGUUUAACUGAUUUUCAAUAGCCAGAGACUCUUUCCACUGAUAACCCUGUCUCUUUGCCAAGAUUCUAAAUGGACUUUCUUCAAGUCAAAUCCCUUUGCCAACCGUCUUCCACGUUCCUCAGUAAGUGGCCCGUUGCUUAUUUGGAGAAAUCUGCCAAGUGUUCAUCUUGAAGUUACCUUUUCAAAGGACCCUAUUGAUGCCUUGUGACGUCACCUACUCAACAGGCUUUGAGCCAACAGUCACUUUGAGAUAUUAUUUAAGACUCUACAAACAGUGGAGAUAUUUACUUCAGGUGCUGUUUGAUGUCUAACUUACAUGAAAAGAGUUGAUGUUUUGACAUAUAUACCCAAAGGGCUUCACUUCUAAUGUUUACAAUGGAUAAACAUUUGUGUAUAGAAUGAUUACACCAAUGGCAAUGGACCAUUAAAUUGCGCUUAGAGUCACAGAAUAAUACAGGCCCUUCGGUCCAUCGGGUUAAUGCUGAUUAUCAAACACCCAUUGGCACUAACUGGUAAUUCACAGCAGACAAUUAAUGCUUGCCUUUAGGAUGUGAGAGGAGAUUGGAGCACCUGAAGGGACUCAUAUGGUUGCAGGGAGAGCGUGCAAACUCCGUAAAGACAGCACUGGAGAUCAGGAUCGAACCGGGUCACCAGACUAUUUGUUAGGGGUUGUCGACCGACAAGAUAUUUCUCGGUGUUUUUUUUCUUUUGCUUCUUAUUUUCCCAGGAGAUCAUUGCCAUCCAUCUGAAAGAGGAGGGUGGGACGUUUAAUAGCUGGCUGAACCUCAGACAGCGCAGUGUUCCCCUUUUGUGAUCUCCGGUGGUAGGGUGGAGUUUGAGCCCUAUGAGGGGGUGCUGUCAUAUUCCGGGUGAAAUCAAUCCAUUGAUGUUUAAAAUUAGAUUCUGUUUAUUGAUAGGCAAAGCAACAUUAAAUUCAAGUCUAUUGUCAUCCAACCAUACACAUGUAUACCACCAAAAGAAACAACAUUCCUCCGGACAAAGGUGCACAACACAGUAAGUAUAACACACACACAACGCAUAAAGUAAUAUUUGUAUGUUCUUCAUGUGACAUGUCAUAUGACAAGGGCGAUCAUGGUCUUUCCACGACCAUGAUUGUUCUUGGAAAACAUUUCUACAGAAGUGGUUUGCCAUUGCCUUCUUCUAUCACAUGUUGAAAGGUCUUGAUAGAGUGGAUGUGGAGCGGAUGUUUCCUAAGGUGCAGGAAGUCUUAGACCAAAGGGCACAGCCUCAGAAUAGAGGGACGUCCAUUUAGAACAGAGAUGAGCAGCAAUUUCUUCAGCCAGAGAGUGGUGAAUCUGUGGAAUUUGUUGCACAGGUAGCUGUGGAGGUCAAGUCAUUGGGUGUACUUAAGGCAGAGGUUGGUAGAUUCUUGAUUAGUCAGUGUAUGAAGGAUACGGGGAGAAGGCAAGAGAUUGGGGUUGAGAGGGAAAAUGGAUCAGCCAUGAUGAAAUGGUAGAGCAGACUCAAUGGGCAAAAUGACCAAAUCCUGCUCCUAUAUCUUAUGGUUUUAUGGUCUUCUUCUGGGCAGUGUCAUUACAAGUAGGUGACCUCAGCUAUUAUCAAUACUCUUCAGAGAUUGUCUGUCUGAUGUCAGUGGUCGCAUGACCAGCUCCCAUUGCUUCACAUGGCCCUGUUCCGGGGGCUAAGCAGGUGCUACACCUUGCCCGAAGGUGACCUGCAGGCUAGAGGAGGGAAGGAGCACCUUACACCUCCUUUGGUAGAGACGUAUCUCCACCCUGCCACCCAAAAGUAAUGUGACCACAAAUAAAUUAACAACUUAUAAAAUAUAUUCUGGAAGACUGACAUUUAGAAUAAGGUCCAUAUACAAGUUAAAAAGUACACAGUAUAACACUGCUGGUGCUUCAUACGUGAUGAGACAUGGCUGGUGAUGAGGGUUUAGUAAUCUCACAGCCUGGUGGGAGAUGCCAUCAUAACAGUCCUUUUCCUAAUGCUGUGGUACCUCAAACCUGAUAUUAAGGUGUGGGGGGGGGGAGGUCAUGGAGGUUGUUGGACAGAUGGGAGUUGUAGCAUCCUGAUGAUAGCUGGUGGAUUUUCCGGAUAAUGGGAUCUAUUAACACACAAUACAGACCUGAUUCUCUGUAUUGGCCAACCCCUUGUACAGUGCACACAACUGACCACAGAAAUGUUGAUGAACUUCACAACCGUAACAUCGACUUUGGAUGAUGGAGACAGACAGAAGUCAUCAAUGGCCUAUUGUACACUAGGGGCUCAGGGCCCGAAAAGAGGAAGAGGAAUCCCGAUUCACUUCUUGUUUAGAUGUGGUAACAGAUUUUCUAGUGAACCUGGCGAACCUAAAGGGAAUUUGCAAAAUGGAGGAAUAUGAGUUUCAAGGGAGCUGAGCGAAAAUCAGCCGGUCAGCCAAAUACCGAGUAAUUCUCAAGACAGGUCCAGUUUCAAAGUUCAAAGUUCAAAGUAAAUUAGUUAUCAAAGUGUAUAUGUCACCAGAUACAACCCUGAGAUUCCUUUCCUUGCAGGCAUUCACAGUAGAACGAAGAAAUACAAUAGAAUCAAUGAAAAAGUACACACAAAGACUGACAAACAAUGUGUAAAAUAAGCAAACUGUGAAAAUACAAAAUAAAAACAAAAAAACAAAAAAAUAAAUAAUAUUGUGAACAUGAGUUAUAGAGUCUUUGAAAGUGAGUCCAUUGGCUGUGGAAACAGUUGGAAGUUGAGGUAAGUGAAGUUAUCCACAGUAGUCCAGGAGCCUGAUGG